Molecule: messenger RNA, 1011 nt
Organism: Entelurus aequoreus (snake pipefish)
Lineage: Eukaryota; Metazoa; Chordata; Actinopteri; Syngnathiformes; Syngnathidae
Product: phospholipid scramblase 2
Exons: 9
Coding region: 91-954 (287 amino acids)
Biological process (GO): plasma membrane phospholipid scrambling
Cellular component (GO): plasma membrane
Molecular function (GO): phospholipid scramblase activity
Source: RefSeq, a predicted model, not a curated record
CUUUCUACAAACUCUUUUCUUCCCUUCGGUUAGCAACAACAACUACUCUUCACUUCCAACAAUGCUGACAUGUUCUAAGGUAUCUCCAUCAUGUCAGCCGUGACCAACCAGCCUCUUCCCUUUGGCCAACUGGAGCGAGAGAGGCACAUCCGCAUGAUCUUCAGUGCUUUCCAAAACAAGUGUGGCCCCACGUGUCAGUGCCCCCGUCACUCGCCAUCACCAUAUCAACAUCUCCAACUGUCCGCCAAGCUGCAGAACAUGAGGAGCGAUGAGUCCUGGCUGGAUGGUGCAGGAGGCUCCAACUCUCUGAGCGUGCUGGAUGAAGUCAGUGACUUCCACAUCACUGCCAGACCACAACUACAGGGGCCACAGUGUGUUGCGCAACGGCUCUACAGCAUCGCCUCCGGGGCCAACAUGUCCCAAUUGUUUGUGGCCGUGGAAGAGAGUUCAUGCAUGUGCCUUCAGUGUUGCGGUCCGGCUCGAGCUUGCUCCCUGCAGGGUUUCAACCAGCAGGGCCAGCAGGUCUUCUACUUCCACAGACCGCUCAGGAUGGACGGCUGCUGUUUCGGUUGCUGCCUCAUGGAAAUAAGCGCCUACACGGCUCAAAAGCGACUCAUCGGGGCUGCGUUUCAAAGGUGGAGCAUGUUCACCCCCCUGAUUGAAGUCAAAGAUGCAGAGGGAGUGCCUGCAGUCAAAAUUCAGGGCCCGUGCUGCCCAAGCCGCUGUUUGUCAAACCAACAAUUCCAGAUACUGUUUUUUCAAAAUAAGAUUACCUCCAACAUCGGGGAGAACAUUGGCACCAUAUGGAAGAAAUGGCCUGGCUUUCAACAGGAACACAACAUGGACCAUGAAUAUUUUGGGAUGGAGGUGCCGCUGAGCAUGGAUUCACAAACCAAACUGUUGCUACUGGCAGCCACAUUCUUACUGAAUUACAUGUUCUUUGAGAUGAGCUGAAGACGUCAUUAUGGGUCAAAUGAAAUAUGUUGUUUUAAAAAAUUAAACAUUUUCAAC